AUUCUAGCAUAAACUGUGUGCUGCGCAUUAUGCAUAUGUAGAGCCGCGCAGCGGCUACAAAUGAUUAAUUUCUCGCUCUUUCGUUGAAUUUCAAGCGUUUCGAAUGUUGAAUAUGGCCAACGCCAUGCUGCAGCACGAUAGCGAGAAAGAACGUUUUCAGAAAUUAAUUACUGACACAAUUUGCAUGCUGUGCAAAUCGAGCUUCUCGACGCAACCUCGAAUUACCGUCGAUGGCCUGCUUGGUAUCACGUUAUCUUCCGACGAAGUCUUCCUCGUUAAAAUCAAUCAGACAAUUACGAAUGAUUACAUCUCUUCCCCGACCAAAUCCGUGAAGGAGGAGGUCGCCUCUCCAAACGAUGAAAUCGCCCCGCCCGUCUUCCCUAUGUCUAAAACGUCCAUCUUUGGCUCACGUCGCUCUCAGCCUAGCAAGCCAGAAAGCAGGAAUGAAGAUAUCGCCCAAGAUGACGAUGAUGUUGACGAUGGAGAAGAAGAAGAAGAAGAAGGUUUAGAGGAUAACAAGCUUAUUAUUGACCAUGAAAAAGAAAACAACGAUGAUACAAAUUGCAAGAAUGGCGAGGCAUCUGCGCCUAACUCAACUUCAGUUUCCUCCGCUACCACUCCCACUUCCUCUUCAUCUUCCUCUUCUUCCACUUCUCAUAACGCAAUACCAUUCGAAAAUCUUUUAAAAAUGGCCCGUAUGUCGUCCAAACCGCAAUCGUGCACGGAAUGCGGAGCGACUUUUCCGUCAGCCUUCGAUUUAUCGAAGCACACUUUAACACACAUCAAAGCACCUUCUGCAAACUUACUGCAACCUACGUCACAUAUUAUAAUGUCCCCUCCGACAGCUAUACCUCCGACAACCCCAUCCAGCCCCCCAAACUUCCCAUGUUACGAAUGCGGUAAAUUGUUUAAAGCGAAGAGCGAAUUACAAAUUCAUAUUCGAAUCCAUACUGGCUAUCGACCCUAUAAAUGUACUCAAUGCGGAAAAGGUUUCACCCAAAAAUCGGCGAUGAACCGGCAUCUUUGGACUCAUACUAAUUCAAGGCCAUUCUACUGCGAUAUUUGUCAUAAGGGCUUCCUCACAAAACAGAACCUCAAUUCACACCUCGCCUCGCACGUUCAUCGUUCGCCUCUACUUUCUCAACAGAUGAGCUCCAUCUCGGAAUUUCAAGUGAAACAACAGGCACUUAUGGCCGCCGCUGCCGCUACUGCUAAUAAACAACCUCUACCCUUCCCGACCCAGGCUCUUACUCCCGUCAAACAGACGCUGGCCGUCUCCAAACCGGACAAGGCGGAUAGCGUUUCCCAAGUGAAGAACUUCCCGUCCAACAUCGAUCUAGAGGCGUAUACAAACGCCCUAAAAGCGCUUAUGCCACAAUCGCAGUUAGAUCUCUGCCUACCGAAACGCGAUUCAAACGACAAUGAACACGAAUCGGACGACGAUGAGGAGGAGGAGGAGGAGGAUGAUGAACAACCAAUGGAGGAUGAAAAUUCGAAUUUACCCCCAGAAGCAUUACCUCCCGAAGUGGCGCAUGCUUGUAGAAAUUCUGACCAGUAAGUUGUACAUAACAAAAAUUAUUAUUAUUCGUAAUGUAGGUCACUAUUUUUAAUUAUGCAAACGUCUAAAACUAAUGGUAGGCGUAGUGCGUGACGUAUGAGAGCUUCCAUUUAUAUUCUUCGUACGAGCGUUUUCCCAGAAUAUUUCGAACAAAAAUUGAUUUGAACAAUAUUGCUAUUUUAAUGUUCACGUUACGCUAUAAGUGUCUCAGGAUUCAGUUUGUUCUGCUUUUUUUGUAUGCACAUUAUAUUAGAUAUAAAAAGGUCUCUUUUUUUUUUCCCUCUUUUAUGCAUAUAUAAAUAUUAUUGUUAUG
Dimorphilus gyrociliatus is the source of this 1871-nucleotide messenger RNA. Lineage: Eukaryota; Metazoa; Annelida; Polychaeta; Dinophilidae. The record is from the annotation of a GenBank genome assembly.